UCUAGUGAAGAUGGCCUCUCUGUGCAAUCGUGUUGCAAAAACAAUAAUAAAACAGCCUUUCAAUGCAGCAUUUUUGCAGACUGUUAGAUUCAUCAAGGUGGGUGAACCUCUGCCAGAUGUUGAUCUAUAUGAAGGUACCCCAACAAAUAAAGUAAAUAUUCGUCAGCUGUACAAGGGGAAAAGAGGUGUCCUGUUUUCUGUUGUUGGUGCAUUUACUCCAGGUUGUACACAGUCUCACCUACCAGAAUACCUGUCUGUCAGUAGUAAAUUUGUGGAUGAAGGAUAUGAUCUCAUCACGUGUGUUUCUGUCAAUGACCCAUUUGUAAUGUCAGCGUGGGGCCAGAGUCUCAAGGCAGAAGGAAAGAUUCGAAUGCUCGCUGAUCCGAGGUGCGAGUUCACAAAAGCUCUUGGAAUGGAACUGGAUUGCACAAAACUUCUUGGUGGGUGGAGGUCACGCAGGUAUUCUGUUGUUGUUGAUGAUGGAGUGAUCCGGCAGAUAAUAGAAGAUCCAGACAACACUGGCCUUGUGUGUUUACUGUGCAUCAAGAACAUGAAAGCUCAGGAUGCAAACCUAACAUGAUGCAGUGAUCACUCCUGGAAACUGACUUUAUAAGACACUUGGAAAUAAGAAUAUAUUUAUUUUUAGAGAUACUAAUUAUGAUGCUGUGCUGCUGAUAAUACCCACGAUAUUGUUUACUUCUGUGAAAUAACUGAUGGGUUCUUUAAGAUAUGUACAUUUAUUAUGCAAAUGUGAGAAGGAAAAGAGUACUUCUAGACAUUAAAAUGGAUGGAAUCAGCUGAUCAGAAUAAAGCUUGCAUCGUAGUUUUAAACCAGGUUGUAACAAAUAUUUAUUCUGUAAUUUCUAACCACUAUAAUGCUAUAUAUCCUAUAUUAAUCUUAACCUAAUAAUUAGUUUAGUGUUAUAUUAUGGUUAAACUAGUUUACUUCACCGUGGAUUAAUCACAGUUUUAAAAUAAUUGCUCUUUUUAUAUGCCUGUUUUAUAUACUCUUGUUUGACAGGUUGUAUUAUAGUAUGACAUAGUAUGCCCAUCCAGCCUUCUGUCCGUCUGUCUGUCUGUCCAUCUGUCCAUACACAUUUCACCUGGGGUUUAUCUUUCUUAUAAAUCAUAUAGGAUCAACAAACCUUGUAUGCAAAUACAACUUUGGAUGGUGGUGUGUUGUGUACCAUAACUAGGUCACCAUGACCUACUUUUCACGCAUUACACACAUUAAAGGAAAUCCUUGUGAGGGCACUAUCUUCCUUAUCAAUUCUUAUAACACAUUCAAUAAUUUGUGUGCUUCUCCAUCAAACUCCUAGGUCCAUGCUUAUUAAACUUUAGAAUCUAGACUCAAGUCUUUAAUGACAUCAAAUGUAUACAAUUUGUAUGGCAUUGCCUUAGCUUUAAAAUCUGAGAUUCUAUUAGAGACUUGAGUCUGAUCUCUAAAGGUCUGAUAAACACUGGAUGUGAUGGGUGUAUAUGUACUGCACUGAUACUCUUGUUAUUGAUCUAAUCUGAUCAAAUGUUUUGAGACCUUAUUGUCAGCUAUGAUUUGUCUGAGGUAUAUCAUACAACAAUCAGAUCUUAUUUUAAUGUUCACAGUUCUUGUUUCAGUAAAUAUGGCAUUUUCCAUUUUAACACAUUUGUCAUAAGUUGUCCCACUUGUUGUAAAAGUACACUACGACAAAUGUUUCAAAUUUAAGAUCUUUUAAUAGAGUUGUUAUUCAUUCAGUAGAAGAUUGAAAUGACUGAAAAAAGUAAUAAAUUGACUUUUUCUAGUUUUUCAGUUUUAUUUGCCAAUGAAUGGACAAAUAAAUAGUAAUACCUCAGUGGCCUUUAGAUACCUUUUAUUGUUUUAGUUGUUUCAAAAUGUAUCUAAUGAGUAAAAACAAUUUGGAUACAUUUUUAAAUGAUGGUGUUUUUUUUUAACAUAUCCUAUAAAACCAGGUUAAAAGUUAAAUGUCCUUUCCAACUAAAACUUAGUUGUGGUGCUUGCGCUUGAAGUUAACUUAUGUGUCACAGAACAAUCAGUUUUAUGUUAACUUAUAUUUUGCAGAGCUGUCAAUUUUGAUUGUGAUUAUUUGAUUGGAUGGUAUGGCUGUGUUGACCAGGUCAUCACCUAGAAGCAGCCAAUCAAAUGUAUUUAAAUCAGUGUCAUGUUAGAUUAUAGAUAAUGCAUGGGGUUCUCACCAGUGGCUGUGUGCUUGCCAUACUAGAUAAUCUAUAUAAAAAAACUGAUAAGACAUUCAGCAAGUUUGAAUUUUUCAAAAGUUUGCUUAUUAAGUUAAAAUGCUUUAUGAACCACAAGUGAUAAUAUUGCAGAGUUUAUUGAUAUAUUGUUAAACAUCUAAUCAAAUCUAAGAUUAUUGAUAGAUGUAUAUCAUAAGAGUGUAGAACAAUUUGUCAAUAAAUCAGUUUCUUUGUUCCAAAGUAUCACUGGUGAUACUGGCAGCUGUACACUUCAGUGUAAAGUUUGUUUCUUUUAUGUAUUAGGAAUGUGAGCUGAUGUGUGUAUUCUUUUUGACGUGGUUAAUUGUUUUGGGUUUGUUUUUGUUUUUUUCAAGAUGUAAUUGUUGUUGUAUUAAUAAUCAGUACUAUAUGGGUGAACGUUUAUAAAGUAUAAAUGCAGUUUGUAAAGGCAUCUCAUAGUAUUAAUUAGUUAAUAUGGCAGUGAUGCCAGUAUAGGUUGUUGUGAGUUAGACAUUCCUCUUAUUGGAAUAGAGUGCGAGUGCGAAUAAUUUAUACAUGCUCAUAUACCACUAGAGUUUUGAGCAUGUCCGUCCCGGGGCCUGUCUCUGGAUAGCCAGGGACCUGUCCCGGGACAGAAAAAAAUUAAGCGGACAAGUUUGAAAUUUGCAUCCAGAAAUUAAAUAGUGGGCCUUUAAAAUUUUGAUGCACAUCUCUAAAUAAUAUAAUUAAUAAAGAAAAUAUUGGAAUAGACUUAUGUUUGUGGGGAGAUGAGUAUAGAUGUCAACAAAAGUACAAACUGACCCGUGAUUCGUCAUUUAGUGAUUGAGUUGUCACCAUGUUAUAAAUUUUGCACAAAUUUAUGCACUUGUUAAUAAUUUUGAUGUUGAACAUUUAUUCACAGUAAUGAAUUAAUGGAAUUUAAUAAUAAAUAGAUGUUCUAAUGAAAGCCUAGACUACCCUUGUACUUCUAACUAGAGAUUUUACCAUCUCAUACUAAUUAGUAAUCUCUUUUAAUUCUAUUUACAUGUAUCAAUAUUACAGCCAAGUUAAGGUAAAUUUAACACGAUCUCUCUUUCAGAAAUACUGCCUAAAUAAACUUUAUCUAACUAGAUGUAACAAAAACUAUUGGUUUACUCACAAUAUAAAUUGUUUACUAAAGUUAUUAAGUUGGAUGGUAAGUAUAAAAUCAACCAAUUUAUAAUUACCUCUGUUUGAGUAAUUAUAAUUAAUAACUCAUUAUUUGUAAAAUAUUUUACUUUUAUUGGCUGAUAAAAUUGGUGCUAUAGACUGUUUUAAUGGUCAUUUUUAGAUAAUAUGUUUAAUAAAGAUUGAUUAUAUU
Gigantopelta aegis is the source of this 3529-nucleotide messenger RNA. Its product is annotated as peroxiredoxin-5, mitochondrial-like. The coding region runs from base 11 to 580 and encodes 189 amino acids. Gene Ontology annotation, molecular function: thioredoxin peroxidase activity. The record is from RefSeq and is a predicted model, not a curated record. Lineage: Eukaryota; Metazoa; Mollusca; Gastropoda; Neomphalida; Peltospiridae. Gene Ontology annotation, biological process: cell redox homeostasis; hydrogen peroxide catabolic process; cellular response to oxidative stress. Gene Ontology annotation, cellular component: mitochondrion; peroxisome; cytoplasm. The transcript has 6 exons.